GGUGCAAGAUGGUGGCUGAAGUUGUAAAUUGUUCGCUGGUGGCAGACAGGUUGAUCGAAAUCCGGUAAAAGUUGGGUUCGUUAUCCUGAAACACGGGGUUUCCUGCCGUUGUGCAUUAUGUUCAAGAACGAGUAUCAGGGAGGAGCCUUUGUAGAAAUCUUCAGCUCACAAGGCAAAGAUCCUGUGGCAAGAUGGAAGCUUUGUGGAAGUCCUGCAGUCCAGAAAGUUUUUGACAAAGAAGUGAAGAGCUACGUUUAUAUACUGGAAGGAAGCUGUCAGAGAAACAAAAUGCAAUUACCCAAGGAUAACAAGCACUCACUUGGCCUGAUCCAGCGAUUCCUUGUAUUGCAGCUCUGUGUGCCUGUGGGACAAGACUUCUCUACGGAAUUGCUGAUUACUGAUUUGGGAAAUAUCAAACGGCGACUAUAUUUAUCAACUAUCCAUAAGGAAUUUUCUGCAACUCCACUACAUGCAAAAAUACCACUCAGUAUCAUCAAACGAAAAAUUUGGAGCAACAUUUGCAUUGAUAUGGUGUCAUUUACUAAUGCAGCAUUCAAAGGAGCAGGUUUUCAGUCUCUAGAUCGGAUUGUUGUCUCAGCCAAUUGUAAAUUAAGGAAGAUCUUCACAAUGAAGCUCCAGCCACAGGAUACUACUUUUGAGGAUGAUAUGUACUCUUUACAGUGUUUCUCUGAAGGACCCACAGACAUGAUUCCAAAAUGCUGUCAGCUGGGCAUUGAUGUUGAUCAAGUUACACAGCUUCUGAAUGUGGUAAAACUCAGACAAGGAGAACUAAGAAUUGGAAGCCAACAAUGCAUUUCAUCAGACUUAAACCAGCAUUCCAGUCGUGGAGCAGUCAGCGCACGUAGUAUUAGGAACCAAGAUAUAUCACACAUUGCAUUUGGAUCAAAAGUACUUGGACCACCUCCAGCUAUCGGCAAAAGAAUUGGCACAACAGUGUCUAAAGAUUUAUCGAUCUUAUUGGAUAACAAAACAAGCAAACCUUCCUACCAAUCAUGCUGUAAUAAAGAAGGAAUCGCAGACAAACUGACUAGUAGGUCAGAAAGACCAGUUUCAAAUCAACCAGAAUCAACUAAACAAAUAAGCCAAGAAGCUAUUUGCUUUACAAAUCAAAGUCCAGAGACUGUUACUUCAGGUACCUUCUCACCACAUCAUGUAGGCAGUGAGACAAGAGCCAGUGAAAUGCCUGAUAUUUCAUCUGAUCAGAUGAAGACAACAUGUGAAAUAAACAACAGUUCCAAAUUUCAUCAGAGUAGGAGCAAACCGGAGGAUGAGGUUAAAGACAAAUGGCAUCUUACUGACCAUUCAGAAGACAGUUUCCAUUUCAAUUUCUCUCAUCAUUCCACACCCAAACCAGACCAUUCCAGAGACAAUUCACAUUCAGAGCCAAAAUUCAGCGAGACGAGAAAUGAAGAUAAUUUGGCAUCUUUAAGUGAAGAUGAUGAAAAAGAGGAUGAAUUGAAAUUGAAGGACAUAUUUACAUAUUCAUCACAGCCAAGGUCAGCUCCUCGUGGAAAGUUACAGAAUAUCUCAUCACAAGGCAUUAUGUGGACAGUGAAUAUGAAGGGUGAUGGAGAACAGGAAAUUGCAGAUGAGAGCGAAGCUGAACUGGAGUAUGAUUUCCAUAGAGAUUGUAGCAGUGAGGAGGAGGAUUCACUGAAUAAGAUUACCAAACAACAACCUUCAGCCUCACCAGCCAGCUGUCUAUCUCAGACUUCAAUGGUUAUACCCUUGGAAGUAACAAAAAGAUCUGCUUCAACGGAUCAAUCCUUGAAAAGAACUCCUGCACUGGUCAAAAGGGACACAGAACACUUUCAUGGCACUUUUAACCCAGUCCAGAGUCGAUCUCCCACAAGAUUAGAAGUUCCAGAUUCUGAAUUGAUGUCCGCAAAGGUGAAAGAUGACCAAUUUAGUCAAUCCAGAACAAUAAUAAAAAGAUCCCUAAAAGAAAUACCAAAGGAAGACCCAAGACUAACUACACAGACAUAUGAAUAUGACUGGCUGCAGUAUCAGCCCAAGGAAAUGAGUGAAUCUGAUGAAGCAAGGAUGCUGGCUAGUUUACGGAGACAGCAACUUGAAGAAAUGGAAGAUGAUGGGAAGGCAACCCACCUGAAUGCAGUUCAGCUUGGUGAUUGUGCCUAUGGUGAUGAUAGCAUUAGCACAAGCAGUGAUGAUGCAAGUAUUUGGAGCACCCAAUCCACAGGACCACCUGUCAAUCAAGGCCAUCACUACCAGAAUGAAAUGCUUUUGACUCUGUCUCAGAAAAAAAUGAAUCCUCUUCUUCUUUCAAAUCCACGUGACUGGGGUAACAUUUUCAGUCCUCCCAUCAUUCUGCCCAGUGAACAGAUGAAGGACCAGAAAAAUAUUUCACCCAGGCAACUAUCUACUCUUCAAGACCUAAACAAUGACACAGCCAGUGUUACAGAAGAUCAGGAUGAAGUACUGGAUUUGUUAUAUGAUCCCUGUUUGAAUUGUUACUUCGAUCCAAAAACAGGAAAAUACUACGAACUGGCAUGAUUUAAAACUUGAGGACUUUGAAGUAUCACUGUUGCAUAGCAACCACUUAAGCUGCAAGAGGACUUUUGUUUCAAAGUGAAUCCUGGCAACCGUUGUAAAAUGAGAAUACUCCAAUCAGUAGAAGGCUGAGUGAUACAGACAUAGAGGUAGCCAUCCGAGAAUUGCAGCAGUUCUUCGACAUGAAAGAAAGCACUUUGCCCUCCUUUAGUCAGGUGUCUGCACAUAUUCCACAGUUCUAUAUUUUCAUGUUUCUCUCUGUGAUGUCAUGUACACAUUUGUAUUUUCUCGUGCGUGUGAUUGGCGUGACCCAUGCCUUAUAUUGAAUUUUACAAAAAAAAAAUUACUAUUAAACAGAUAAUGCUUUACGGCCAUUGUUAAAUUGUCAAAUCGAAGAAAUGAACUUUGCAGACAUUAUUAAUGGAAAUAAAUUAAUAUUUGCCUUGAAAUUCGUUAGUAGUUGACACAUAAAUCAUCUCAGCCUGGUGUAUUUGGCCUAAGAAUCCAAGGAAUAUAUUUCAGAGGCAGAGCAGAAUGUGUUGAUUUGAUUAUAAUGUAUUAAGAAGUACUAAGCAGGGUUGAAUUUCUUGGUAAUUUUGGUUUGCAUUUUUUAUUACCUACAUUGAUACAGUACAUAUAUAAUGUUGGUUACUGUUAAUAUUAGUAAGCUGAUAGACAUCUGAUCAUAAAUAUUUCAGAAAAAAAAUAUUUUUUAAUUUAAGCAUGUAACUCUUUGGUGUGUAUAUGACAUCAUCUUAAAAGGAAUCAUUCAGAUGCAGACCCUCCAACUGAAUAAAGAGGAUUAUCUUCUAAAUCACAAAAUGUAAAAUUACUCGAUGUUCAUAAUUCCUUUAUUAGAAGUAGCCAAGAAGGAUAUGAUAGUAUGUUUAAAAUGCAAAGUAGCACUAGUUCUCCUCUCCAUACCUGAUGAGUGAGUACAUUUGAAA
Molecule: messenger RNA, 3479 nt
Organism: Hypanus sabinus (Atlantic stingray)
Lineage: Eukaryota; Metazoa; Chordata; Chondrichthyes; Myliobatiformes; Dasyatidae
Gene: cfap20dc
Product: CFAP20 domain containing
Exons: 16
Coding region: 118-2535 (805 amino acids)
Source: RefSeq, a predicted model, not a curated record